This is a messenger RNA of Thelazia callipaeda (thelaziosis nematode), 207 nucleotides long. Lineage: Eukaryota; Metazoa; Nematoda; Chromadorea; Rhabditida; Thelaziidae. The record is from the annotation of a GenBank genome assembly.
AUGAUAACAUGGACUUCAGGUAAACCGGUAACACGGAUACCAAUUAUGGCCAAACAAGUGCUAGAUCUAUAUGAACUCUACCGAUUAGUUGUACAUCACGGAGGAUUAGUCGAAAUCAUCAACAAGAAACUAUGGCGUGAAAUAACAAAAGGAUUAAAUUUGCCAUCAUCAAUCACUUCUGCAGCAUUCACGCUAAGAACUCAGUAA